This is a messenger RNA of Cornus florida, 1519 nucleotides long. RefSeq names its product growth-regulating factor 4-like. Bases 1 to 1260 code for a protein of 419 amino acids. Gene Ontology annotation, molecular function: ATP binding. Gene Ontology annotation, biological process: regulation of DNA-templated transcription; developmental process; DNA-templated transcription. The transcript is spliced from 4 exons. The record is from RefSeq and is a predicted model, not a curated record. Lineage: Eukaryota; Viridiplantae; Streptophyta; Magnoliopsida; Cornales; Cornaceae. Gene Ontology annotation, cellular component: nucleus.
AUGGACUUCCAUCUGAAGCAAUGGAAAAACCAGCAGCAGCAGCAGCAGCAUGAGUCAGAAGACCAACCUUGUGCAAAGUUACCAACAAGACUUCCUCUGUUUGACACCCAUCAAUUGCUGCAGCAACAACAACAACAACAACAACAAGCAUCUGAGCCUGAGUCUGAUUCACCACCUGCUCUCUCCCUGCCCCUUCCAUUCUUUGUACCUCAACUCACUACCAAACUCACCAACAUGUCAGCAUUCACACCUGCUGAACAUUCAACAACAACCACUUCUGCUACCAGAUCAUUUCCCACCAGGAUGGGAAGUUACUUCAGCUGGGGGCAGUGGCAGGAGCUUGAACUGCAGGGAAUGAUAUUCAGGCAUAUGUUAGCUGGUGCUUCUAUUCCUCCUGAACUACUCCACCUACUCCACAACUCCCUCCUUAAUUCUACUACUACUACUACUACCCCUCCUCCAUAUUAUCUCCACUACCCUCCUCGCCAUUAUCAGCCUUCUUUGUUGCAAUCAGGGUAUUGGGGGAGAGGUGCUAUGGAUCCGGAGCCAGGUCGGUGCCGGAGGACAGAUGGGAAGAAGUGGAGAUGCUCAAGGGAUGUGGUGGCUGGACACAAGUACUGCGAGCGCCACAUGCACCGUGGCCGCAACCGUUCAAGAAAGCCUGUGGAAAUCCCCACACCCACCACCGCUGCUAAUGGUGGUGGUGGUGGUAGUGGUGGACUACUCAAAAACAACACUCUCAUUCCUGCAGCUAUGACUGGUGGCACACAUCUUGCUCUUUCUGGGCCUUCCCCUUCCAUUGAUCUCCUUCACCUCAAUCAAAGACCCUCAGAGCCAAAAACUGAAAACAAGUACCCAUUUGAACUUAAGCAUGAGAUGUCCGGGGAUGCCAAUUCUGGAAACCAAGUCCUCCGUCAUUUCUUCGAUGAUUGGCCAAGAUCGCUUAAGGAACCUGCUGAAAGCAAUGCCAGCACGGUGACUUCUUCUGCCACCAGCCUCUCCAUUUCAACUGCAAGUCCUCAAUCCGAUUUCUCUCUAAAACUUUCCACCGGUAACAGAGAUGAACCAGGUCCUGAGGACAGGAAUGCAGAACAAGAGCGGCCUCAGUUCAACUGGUCCGCCGGAUGGGAUGCAAACCGGGUUGCUCCAAUGGGAGGACCACUUGGGGAAGCAUUGAGAUCAUCAAAUUCAUCACCAACAAGCGUUCUACAUCAAUUGCAGCGAAACUCCACAUCUGAGACCAGCUACAUCACCACCUGAUUUGAUUAUUAGAAGCAAAUGGGUCUUGCUUUAGUUUUCUUAUUUAUUUCCCCUUUUCACGGUUGCGUGUUUGUUGUAACCCAUCUGUUUUAUAAACUGCAUGUGUUUUUGUUGUCUGAUGAUUAGUUUAACUGAUAAUAAUUCACAAGAUCAAUCUCGCUUUUUCUUUUUUUUUCCCCCCCUUUCUUUCGUGUUAUUUUUAUGGAACUGUAUUUCAAAACACAUGCUUAGAAGCAAAUGGUUCUGCUUUAGUUUUCUU